Salpingoeca rosetta is the source of this 2310-nucleotide messenger RNA. RefSeq lists its product as uncharacterized. The record is from RefSeq and is a predicted model, not a curated record. Gene Ontology annotation, molecular function: protein binding. NCBI's taxonomy places the organism in Eukaryota, Choanoflagellata, Craspedida, Salpingoecidae. The coding region runs from base 24 to 2066 and encodes 680 amino acids. The transcript is spliced from 18 exons.
AAGGGACCACAAACACAACAGCCAUGCCGAGACCACCGGAUGUGCUGAAGGCAGCACGGGCCAACGACUGGCGCCGGCUGCUUGACAUUGUGACUGGCAAGAAGGAGAGCCGGCUGCGAAGCACCAUUCGACGAAAGCGCAAGCCAGCUGGAGACGGCGCAUCCAACGCAACCACGCUCGUGCUGGACAAGAACGACGACGGGUCGUUGCAAGUGAAGCCAUGUGCACCGGGUGUACGCAUCGAUCUGCGUGAUGACACUGGCAGCACACCCCUCAUCCUUGCUGCUCUCGGAGGCAACGUGGAAGCUGCAUCGUGCUUGAUUGCGUACGGAGCCAACGUUGAUGCCCAGGACACAGACGGGAACACGGCGCUGCACAUGGCGGCAUGGCAGGAGCGGGAACACAGCGUCGACGUCAUGGAGUUGUUGCUCAAGAACGGGGCGGAUCCAAACAUUGCCAACGCAGAAAACCGAACCCCGCUUCACAACGCAGUCCAAAACGGGCAAACCUUCGCCGUGAUGGUGCUUCUCGAUCACAACGCAGACGUGCACGUGCGCAACGACGCCGGUGAGACGCCGCUCGACAUUGCUGUUCGCUUCGGCCGCGAGGAGGUGGUCUCUGUGCUUCUCAACCACGACAUCAGCGUCACCAAGUCCACGCGGGCGCUGCGGGAGGCGGCGCAGAUGGGGCGCGCAUCCCUCGUCCGCACGCUCCUCGAUAUGGGCAUGGACGUCGCCGCCGAGGACCCGGAGACGCGCGACACAGCGCUGCACGUCGCAGUGAAGUUUUCCCGCACGUCUGCAGUGGAGACGCUGCUUGCGUUCGGGGCAGACCCGUAUCAGCCCAACGCCGCCGGCAAGAGCGCACACGAUGCCAUGCUGGACCUCUCUGAUGAGCGAACGCGCGACGUCAUGCUGGCUCUUGUCGAAGAGUACAAGGACAAAGAUGUGCAGCUGCCUGCAAUCGUGCUCAACGAGCGACGACAGCGAAAGGCCAAACAGGCCAUUGGCGACUAUCAGUCGACAAAACAGGCAACAUCCAGCGAAGCCCAUGAUCCUGUGAUCCGUGUGCUGGCGCGCUGGUGCGAGGACACGGCGCAGUGGCGAAGCACAGCACACCCAGACUGGCCCGUGACGCACCUGCUGAGCGAGGAUCCGAGUGCGGAGUGGCGAGCAGCAUCCAUAGGCCCCCAGUGGACCGCGUUUAAGUUUCCAAACCUCUACACCAUCACGGGGAUUGACCUUGUCGCCAGGCCGGGCCCCCAUGUUCCGCGUGACGUGCAGCUGCAGGUGGCGGACGGCCUUGAAGGUCCAUGGAGGGCCGUUGCGUCUUUUAAAAUGCAGUCGCAGCCUGGGCCCGGCGUGCAGCUGGAUAUGGUCACCCACACCAUGACGCAACACUUUUCUGGCUUUCACGCCACAUCACAGUAUUGGCGCCUCAACAUCCUGCGAGCGCACGGGUCGGUUGCGUGUGCUCUGAGCCACGUCCGCUUCUACGGGUUCGACGCCGUGAUGCCAAAGUGGUUUGCAGAGCACGGCAUGACAGAGUAUCUUCAACCGUUCAUUGACGCGGGACUGAACCAGCUUAAGGAGCUGACGAUGGCGGAUCGCGACAAAUACGCGAAGAUCAUCCAACUGCCGGGACAUUUGAAGAAGUUUGAGCUCGCUGUGCUCGACCUCAAGGGAGAGAAGCGUGGAUUUGACCGGUUGGUGUUCUCUCGCCCGCCGCCGGCCACGGCUGUUGCGGGUCAGGCGCUGCCCAUGUUUGAGGUGCAGGCGAACGCAGGCGCAGACCAGGAGGUUGAGCUUGUUGUGCACGGCAAUGCGCACGUGACGGGAACAAUGCGGGCGCGUCUCCUGCCCAACGGAUCGCACCCGAGUAUCGCUUUCUUCGACGACAUCGUCCUUGCACCGCCCGGACAGUACAUGUUGGAGGUGCGCAGCGUCACCGAUCCCACGCGCGUGUAUGUGAAGAGCCCACACCCAAUCACCGUCGAGGCGCCACCAAGAAAACGAUCAGCAAUGGAGGUUCUCUUUGCAGAUUAUUCGCCCAUGCUGGCAUUCUGAUGCGCACACACACCGUGAUGUCAUGUCAAUAGCCAUCACGUGAUGUCACUUUCUCAUGCGUCAGCAGCCAAUCUCUCCCCUCCUCGCCCCUGUUAUCUGAAGUCUGUCCUGGCUCUGUGUGGUGGCCCUUGUUCCUCCAGCGUUCCCCUGUCCUUGUUACCACUUUUUGCCGCUUGAUCUCUGUACACUUCUAGACUUCUUUCACUUGCUCUGCUAUUCAAGUCAACUAAACACAGUGCAUGAA